Molecule: messenger RNA, 906 nt
Organism: Trametes versicolor FP-101664 SS1
Lineage: Eukaryota; Fungi; Basidiomycota; Agaricomycetes; Polyporales; Polyporaceae
Product: lipase
Exons: 6
Coding region: 1-906 (301 amino acids)
Biological process (GO): lipid metabolic process
Source: RefSeq, a predicted model, not a curated record
AUGAUUCUCAGUGUCUUCGCACCCUUGCUACUGGCAACCCUCGGCCUGGGUGCGGCUGUAUCUCCAGCAGCGCCCGACCCCCAGGCUAUCAUCACGCUGAGCAACGCGGACAUUGCGUCUUUCCUGCCCUACACGCGCUUCGCGGCUGUCGCUUACUGCCCUCCCUCUGUAACUCUUGCCUGGAUCUGCGGUGCUAACUGCGAGACAAACCCCUCAUUUAUUCCCAUCGCGGCUGGAGGGGACGGUAACAAGAUCCAGUUCUGGUAUGUCGGGUUCCACCUCCCGUCGAGCGAGAUUAUCGUUUCACACCAAGGGACGAACUUCACCAAGAUUGACCCUGUCCUGAGAGACAUUAAUAUCCUGUUCGAAAAUCUUGACAAAGACGUCUUCCCUGGAGUCCCUGAGGGUAUCCAGAUACAUAGCGGAUUCGCCAAAUCCCAGAAGAAGACGGCGGAUGUCAUAUUGCAAGCCGUGCAGACAGGGCUCAUCAAGUUCAAUGCGAAAAAGGUCACCGUAACCGGUCACUCCCUUGGCGCGGCGGUCGGCCUCCUCGACGCGAUGUUUCUACGCUUGCAUGUUCCAGCGGACGUGAUGGUGCGCUUCAUCGGGUACGCGCUACCGCGCGUCGGAAACCAGGCAUUCGCGGACUUCGUCGACGACUCCGGGGUGCAGGUGGUGUACAUCAACAACAAGAAGGACCUCGUACCGAUCCUUCCCGGUCGCUUUCUUGGGUAUCGACAUCCGUCGGGCGAGAUCCAUAUUCAGAACUCGGGCAUCUGGGUGUCGUGUCCAGGACAAGAGAACCCGAGCACCCGGUGCACCACUGGAGACGUGCCCACCGUCUUCCGCAGCAACCUCAACAACCACAACGGCCCAUACCAAGGCAUCGAGAUGGGCAGAUGCUAA